Molecule: messenger RNA, 1080 nt
Organism: Trematomus bernacchii (emerald rockcod)
Lineage: Eukaryota; Metazoa; Chordata; Actinopteri; Perciformes; Nototheniidae
Exons: 9
Coding region: 88-684 (198 amino acids)
Molecular function (GO): GTP binding; GTPase activity
Source: RefSeq, a predicted model, not a curated record
GUCCCGUCUCUUCAUUCCUGUCUGCUCAGUGUCUGAAGACAGGUUUUCAUGCAGCGACAGAGGACUAACAUUUGACCCAACAGGACGAUGGUUCCAGUUAAACUCCUCAUUCUUGGAUCUCAAAACUCUGGAAAAACAGCUCUGUGUGUUCGAUUCAUUACCAAGCGCUUCAUUGGGGAAUACGACCAUAAAAAAGAGGUGACCUACAGGUGCAGUCGGGUGGUGGACCAGGAAGCUGUUGAUCUGGAGAUUUUGGAUUUAGCUUGUAAGGACAACUGUGCAGCCUCUCUGGAGGCGUCGCUCCGCUGGGCCGACGGCUUCUUGCUGCUCUACUCCAUCACACAGCGCCUCAGCUUCCUGGAGGUUCCUCACCUCAAGAAACUCAUUGACCAAACCAAGCAGUGUCUGGUUGUUCCUACAGUGCUGGUAGCCAAUAAAGCGGACCUGGAACUCGGCAGGGAGGUCACAACAGAGGAAGGACAGAGACUGGCCAAGGAUUUAAGGUGUGGUUUCAGGGAGCUGUCGGUGGCAGAAUCUGUUUUAGCUGUGGAAGCCGCCGUGAUUCAGCUCAUCAGGUUGGUGUUGGAUCAGCAGCGUCCUCUUCCUGACCGACGCUCCUACAUGCUGACUGUUCGCCACGCUCUGACCCGGAAACUGACCCGAUCCAAAACCAUGCAGUGGUGACGGCAGCGAGAAACCAGUCUGCAGCUAUUCCAGUGGGACAUUUGAGAAAAUGGACUCUUGAAGUAUUUCAUAGACGGAGACAGAGGAGAGGGACGAUGACAACAAUGGAUGUGUGGCGAGGCGAUGACAUCACAGCGGUCACCAAGGAGACGAAAGUUCAGAACCCGAGUCACCUCUUCCUCUCAGAAUAGAAGAUGAGUCAUCAUCCUCGCAUCAUCACACCGGGAGCCAAUCGGAGCGCUGCGUGUCACCACCUGCAUCAACAGACAACAGACCAAUCACAGAGCGACGGCUUUUCAAUUUUUAUACAUUUUAUGUUCUGAAUAAAUACAUUAAUUAAAUUAAAUGCUCUUUCCGGAACUAGAAGUUUGUAAACAAAUAAAAUAAACCAUAUUA